GAAAACAUACUUGUCCUCAAGAAAACUAUACGUGCAGGGAUAGUAAUAAAUGCAUUUCGAAAUUCUGGUUGUGUGAUGGUGAUAAUGAUUGUGAUGAUAAAUCUGAUGAGAAUCCUGAAUUAUGUGAAUCAUGUUUAGCAUCACAGUUUUCAUGUUCAAUUACUAAACGCUGUAUUCCUCAUUCUUGGGUUUGUGAUGGCACAUUUGACUGUGGUGAAGGAGACACAUCUGACGAACACCAAUAUUGUGAAAUACCCACAUGUCAAGAAUUUGAGUUUACGUGUACAAAUGGACAUUGCAUAUCUUAUGAAUAUAUUUGUAAUGCAGAAGAUAAUUGUGGAGAUGGUUCAGAUGAAGAAAAGUGUUCUGAUUGUUCUGGUGAAUUUCUUUGUGUGAAAAACAAUACAUGCAUUCCUUUAAAAAAAAAAUGUGAUGGAGUUAUUGAUUGUGAUGGAGCUACAGAUGAAUUAAACUGUAGUAGUGGAUUAAACAACACUAACUAUGUCUGCUCAAAUGAUGAGUUUCUAUGUUUAAAUACCACUGGUUUUUGUAUCGAUAAACAUUAUGUAUGUGAUGGAUUACCUGAUUGUCCUAAUGGCAGUGAUGAAAACAAUUGUACUUCAAUUAAAAAUUGUACUCUUGAAAAUUGCCAUUCGCAUGAAAUCAACAAUUCAUCAUCUUUAUUUUGUUCUUACCCAAAUAUCACUUGUGACAAUAAGAGAACAUGUAUUUCUGUAGACAUGUUAUGCAACGGUAAAAAUGAUUGUUUAGAUGGUUCAGAUGAAGGUGGACAAUGUGUUGAAUUUAACCCUUGUGGAACAAAUAAUGGAAAUUGCUCACAUUUGUGUUUAUUAAACAUAAAUUCUAAAUAUAAAUGUGACUGUCCACAUGUUAUGCGAUUAUCUAAAGACAAUCAUACAUGCAUUGAAAAUGAAAUUGUUUUACUAUUUGCACAAAUAAAUGAAAUUAGAGGUGUUAAUUUAGAACAACCAUAUUAUAAUGCRAUUCCAACAUUAUUGUCUUACGAUUCACAAGCUUUACUGCAUGUACAAAUAGAUUACUUAGCUGCAGAUAAGAAAAUUUACUGGUCUGAUUAUUCUACUAACGAAAUUAAAAGAUCUAGUUUAUCUGGUGGCAACAUUGAAGUAAUAUUAGAUACAGGAAUUCAUCAACCACAUGGAUUUGCUAUUGAUUGGAUGUCAAAAAAUAUGUUCAUUGCAGUUAGUUCUGAUCAAAAUCCUCUAACAGAAGAAAAAAUCUCUGGUGCUAGAACUAUAAUAGCUUGUAAUCUUGACGGAGAGUAUUUUACUACCAUAUAUUCUAGCGAUUGGACUGCUGAAGAUACAAAUAAAACUCUACAAAUUGGUGCAUUAGCUGUACAUCCACAACAAGGCAAAUUGUUUUGGACACAAGGAAUGUCAAGUGGCCAUCAUAAUAUUAUAAUGUCCAAUAUGAAUGCAUCUUCUUCUCUAAUCAUUUAUACAGAAAAAAUAAUACCUUUUGUACCAGGUUUUACUA
Diuraphis noxia (Russian wheat aphid) is the source of this 1518-nucleotide messenger RNA. It is a transcript of the gene LRP1, whose product is annotated as LDL receptor protein 1. The record is from RefSeq and is a predicted model, not a curated record. Gene Ontology annotation, cellular component: signaling receptor complex; plasma membrane. NCBI's taxonomy places the organism in Eukaryota, Metazoa, Arthropoda, Insecta, Hemiptera, Aphididae. Gene Ontology annotation, molecular function: calcium ion binding; protein binding.